AUGUCUUCCAAAGUUGAAACCUCAAAACCCCAUAAACGAAAGCGAGAUGGAGACGGCAACCAUACGACCACUUCGACUCCGAUGAAAAAGCACAAGAACCGUGAAAGUCUGAUGGGUACAUCGGCUACAGAUGAUGGAAGCGCAAAGAAACGAAAGAAAACAACGGACACGUUUCAGAGUGAUGAUGCUGGGGUAGGGCGCCGAAAAGAAAAAGUCUUGUCAGACAGCGAGGCAAAAACCGCACCGCCUACAAACCUUCGUGCGUCCGGGACGGGGAAGAUUGCGAAGGAAAAUUCUAAGGCCGAAGGGCAUGAUUCUGAAGAUGGUCAAAGCAUGGAAGAAGUUUCUUCGACGCGGGAAGACCGAAAGCCGUCGAAAGCUAAGCAUGCCGGAAUUCUUUCUAAGUUUGAGCGGACGAAAACUGCAGCGACUGCCAAAUCGAAGAAAAAUAUACCCGAGGUUGUCGAACAGUCAAAUCAGAAUAUUCCCGAGCCUGUAAUUGCGAAAGGCCUUGAACCGCUACCACAGCCCGAAAAUCCACCUGAGAUAUUCGAAGCCCCCGCCUAUUCAUCUCUACCCCCGUGGCUUGCAAAUCCUUUACGAACAUCGGCAAAAGAACGGGCGAGGUUUUCGGAUCUAGGAAUUAAACCUGAUCUUCUACGGAUUCUGGCGCAGAACAAUUACCAUGAAGCAUUUGCCGUUCAGUCGACCGUCAUUCCUCUACUUCUUGACGGCACCAGCAAUCACCCCGGCGACUUGUGUGUCAGUGCUGCCACAGGAUCUGGUAAGACACUGUCAUAUGUGCUGCCACUUGUCACAUCUUUGGCUUCUCGGCCUGCGUCAAGGCUUCGAGGUCUGAUUGUCGUUCCCACAAGAGAGUUGGUGAAACAGGCACGAGAGGCAUGCGAACUCUGUGCUUCUGGGUCCCGUCUCCACAUUGGCAGUGCGGUUGGAAAUGUGGCUAUUAAAGAGGAGCAAAAGCUCUUGAUGCGAGUGGAUCAAGUUUAUAAUCCUGCUACUGUGGACGAAAGACAAAAAACGGGCUUACAACAAAACGAUUGGAUGGACUUAAAUCUUGAGGACUGUGUGGCAGAAGCAACGGAAUCGACCGGCUUUCUUCCGGGCUAUAUCCAACAAGCUGAGCCGAAUAUCGAUAUUCUUAUCUGUACUCCUGGCCGUUUGGUAGACCAUAUCCGCUAUACCAAAGGCUUCACUCUCAAGCAUCUCGAAUGGCUUGUCAUUGACGAAGCAGAUCGUCUAUUGAAUGAGAGUUUCCAGGAGUGGGUGGAUGUGGUCAUUGGCUCUCUCAACGCACGCCGUGCACCGGAGACGUUUGGUCCUGCAGGCAAACUUUUGUCCGAUCUCGGGCUCGCAAUUGAUACUCAUCCUCCUCGAAAAGUCAUUCUAAGUGCGACCAUGACACAGGACAUCACGAAACUCAAUUCAUUGCAGCUUGCAAACCCCAAGAUGGUCAUAAUUGGGUCCGAAAAGGCCGUGGAAUCCGAUGACCCGUCUACUACUCAGCAUGACACCCACUUUACCCUUCCACCUACUUUACAGGAGCACAUUGUCACUGUUGGUGAUGGUGCUCAGAAGCCUCUCUAUCUACUGCGCCUUCUUCUCUCACAUAUUAAGGUUGAUGUCGAUAGUUGUACAAAUUCUGCAAGAAUAGUUGACUCGACCAAUACCAGCGAUGAUGAAACCAGCUCCGAUGAAUCAUCAGAUGAUGAUACUUCCUCAUCGGGGUCAGACUCGGACUCAGACUCAGAUUCCAGCUCCGACUCCGACUCCGAAUCCGACUCGAGCACCAAUUCCUCCAGUGAGUCGUCUUCGGAUGAACUCUCGGAAUCUGAAAGCAAAUCCCCAGAAUUGGUAUCUCGAAAUGGACCCUCACGAGAGACCGUCCUAAUCUUCACGAAGUCUUCGGAGUCUGCAUCAAGACUUUCUAGACUUAUCUCGAUUCUUCACCCGCAACUUGCGAAUCGUGUUGGAACUAUCAUCAAGUCUAACAAAUCUUCAACCUCUCGCAAGACAUUGAGUGCCUACCGGCGAGGACGCAUCUCUGUGAUUGUGGCCACGGAUCGUGCCUCGCGCGGUCUGGAUCUCCAUUCCUUGACUCAUGUUGUGAAUUAUGAUAUCCCACCUAGUGUUACCACUUACGUGCAUCGAGUUGGACGUACUGCUCGCGCUGGCCGCAACGGCUCUGCCUGGACUUUGGUCGCUCACCGGGAAGGGCGGUGGUUCUCUAAUGAAAUUGCCGCGGAUGUCAAUGGUCCCAUCACCCGAACUACUAGCAUUGAUCGUGUUCAAAUCAAAUCGGAUAGUCUGAAGGUACUUGAACAUAAGUAUUCCCAGGCACUAGAUGCUCUGGAAAAGGAAGUCAGAACGGGUCGGCCUCGGCAAACCUAG
Penicillium macrosclerotiorum is the source of this 2409-nucleotide messenger RNA. RefSeq names its product putative ATP-dependent RNA helicase DBP6. The record is from RefSeq and is a predicted model, not a curated record. Bases 1 to 2409 code for a protein of 802 amino acids. The transcript has a single exon. Gene Ontology annotation, molecular function: RNA helicase activity; ATP binding; nucleic acid binding. Lineage: Eukaryota; Fungi; Ascomycota; Eurotiomycetes; Eurotiales; Aspergillaceae. Gene Ontology annotation, cellular component: nucleus.